Molecule: messenger RNA, 465 nt
Organism: Mycetomoellerius zeteki
Lineage: Eukaryota; Metazoa; Arthropoda; Insecta; Hymenoptera; Formicidae
Gene: Nedd8
Product: Nedd8 ubiquitin like modifier
Exons: 4
Coding region: 172-426 (84 amino acids)
Molecular function (GO): protein binding
Source: RefSeq, a predicted model, not a curated record
AGCAGACGGCGACACGACGCAAUUCCAAAAUAAGUUAGGUUAGAGUCGUGCAGUAGAGUGACAGUGUUUUGCGAUUCGUACAUUUUUCGCCUGUCCAAUUUUUCUGCAGCAUCGGCGAGUCUUAAUCGGUGAUACUACCGUGAUAAUUUAGCGUAGCCGUUAAUAGAAAGAAUGCUGAUAAAAGUGAAGACACUUACGGGGAAGGAGAUUGAAAUAGAUAUAGAACCAACAGACAAGGUAGAGAGAAUUAAAGAAAGAGUGGAAGAGAAGGAGGGAAUACCACCUCAACAGCAGCGAUUAAUAUUCUCUGGCAAACAGAUGAACGAUGAGAAGACUGCGCAAGAUUACAAAGUCCAGGGCGGUUCGGUGCUGCAUUUGGUACUUGCGUUGAGAGGAGGCUGUAGAUAUAACAUUCCUCAUUUAUAAACGACAACGAGAGAACAUUAAGGAAUUGCGAGAGCCAGA